AUGCAUCGGUUGGUCAAAGCUCGUUCUCAGCACUUCGCCUCCUCACCUCGAAAGACAGCUACUCCCCUGAUCACAAAACAUACCCUGUAUAAUGGUAAACAUCCACCUAAAAGACGUAGAUUGGGAUCAGAGGCUUUCGUGAUUUCUAGACCAGUCAUAACUUCAGAUAGUUCUGAUGAUGAAGAUAUAUCGUUAGACGUUACGGAUGAUGAUGAUGAAGAAGAUGGAUUACCUAGAAGAGGCGAAAGUUCAAGAUCCCGUAGUCAGAAGAUAUUACCAUUAAGUUCUGAGAUAGGACAACAGAUCAUCAACAAAUCAACAAAAUCCAAUAACAAUAGGAAAUCGAUAUCCAGGAAACCCAAGGGGAAGGGAAAAGCCAAAGCUGAGAUAGUCAACGGACAUGAAAAUGAUGUCUUCGGUGAUGGUAAUGUUAAUUUAGAAAAUAACGAAGAAGUGGAGGAUGACGAGAAUGGAUCUUCGUCGACUAGUCCGAGGAAACGAAAGAGAUCGCACAUAGAUCCCGACUCAAGUGCUGAUUCGGGAAGUUGGGUAGAGAUGGAAGAGGAUGAAGAAGAACCUGAAUUUAUAGCCGAGAGAGAUCAACAUCUGAUAGAUUCUGCACCUGCAAAUGCAUUACAUAGGUUACGGAAGGCUGAAUUGAUAAGAUUAUGGAAGGUAGCGGGAAUGUGGAAUGAAGAUGAUGAUAUGAGAUCUGUCACCUCGGUGGAUGAUGAGAAUGAUGCUGGGAUGGGAAAGAAGGACCUGGUAGAUGGGCUGAUAGCAGCGCGAAAGUCAUUCGAUCGACUCAUAUCUCCCCUGCCGUCUUCGCCUAGUCGAAUGUCCCCUCGACGUAAAGCUACAUUGGAGUCUGUCGAGAUUCAUCACCUCCGCAGAUCCACUUCAUCCUCACAGCAACAUUCACCCGACUCUUCUUCGUCAUCAGGCGGUCGUCCUGUCCGCAGCCGUGAUGCGGGAGACACAGAUGCUACUCCCAAGGCUAUACCUCGUACCCGAUCCAGAGUGAGACUAGCAGAAACGACACUGAUACGAACUGCUCCCAGACGAACGAAAGAUCGAAGAAAGUCUAUGGCAAAGAAUGGCUUCAGAGGUAGAAGCAAGAGUAUGGGGGAGGACAAGGGAGAUAAAAAAGCUAGGUUUGGUGAUGACGUGAAGAGCCCUGGCAAGGGCUUGUUAGAUCUUAGAACUCGACGUUCCUCUACCCUCUCAUCAGCUUAUACCACCACCGACACAUCCCAUGAUGGCGACUCCUUGCCGGCUCGUCUGAUCAAACGACAACCUGGCAAUCGUGGCUAUACUCCUCGUCAAACACGGAAAUGUAAAUCUCAAUCAACACCUGCCCGAAAACUUGUUAAUGGCGAUAGAUCAAAGAUCACUCGGGAUGCGGACGAGGAGACGGAAGACGAUGAACCUACACCGUUAGUCAAUCGACUGCGAUCUCGAGGUGGCAGAGCAAGCUAUAUCAAAGAGACGUCAAGCGAGGUCGAAGCUGACGACGAAGAGAACGAAAACGAGCAUGAUGCAGACAACUCGACUGUCCAAGGAGAAGAUACAGAGGGGUCAGAGGAGGAAAAUUCACCGGCACCAUCUAGGAAUCUGCGAAGUCGUGAUAAGCUUAUAGAUUCAGAUGUAUCCAUGGUCAGCUCAAAGAAAGGUCGAUCAUUACCUUCCAGAGGAGCGAAGAAGAAAGCUAUAGAAGCGCUCAAAGGUGGAGAGAGCGAUACGGAGAUGGAAGUUGAUGAGGAUGUUGAGAUACCCAUUGAGGGAGAUGAUGACGAGGAGAUGGAGCAAGAUGAAAGACCUCGUACGCGAGCUCAGAACAAAGCUCACACCUCACCUCCUCAACCCUCAACACCCCCCGGUCGAUUCACACGACGACUUUCUCGUCAUUCACCUACUACAGCCGAUUCAGACGAAGAGACCGCUGAACCCCCAGAAUCUGAGCUUACAGCCACUCCAGACUCCCCGUCACCUCCGCCUGAAGAAGAUGUCUUGGUUACUCCGGGUCAAAUACAUACCACUAGAUCUGGCAAGGCAUUCGGAGUGAUGCAGAGUAGACGCAAGCGACUCAGGCAGGAAGCUAGGGACGAUCCUGAUAUGGAAGUUGAUGAGGAUGACGAAGAGGAGGAAGAUGAGGAGACUGAUGAGGAUGAGUCAUUCGAAGCUGAUAUCGAUCUGACCGAUGCUACUGUGUCCUCUCUUACACGAUUACUUCGAGAUGAGCUUGUUCGGAUGUGUGAAGCUCGAGGAAUCGAAGUUGGAGGUACUAAACCACAAUUGGCAAAAGCGUUAUUGGAAUGGAGAGAAGAACAGAACCAAAGCGAAUCCGUCAACUCCAAUCCAUCUUCUUCGGCCACUGCCAAGCCAUCCUCAUCUUCCGGUAAAGAAAAGAGUAACAAAAACAAGAAAUCCAGAUCGAAGAAGAUUAUACAUGCUAUAGGAUCCAAUGCGCAUGUUCCUGGCAAGACCACACCUGUAUUGUUGAGGGAUCAUAUCCACGCUGAAGAUCCUGCCACACCGCCGAUAUCGGACGAAGAUAAUAAACCGGUCGCUUCGGAAGCUGAACUUAAUUUGGACCUACAGGAGUUGGGUCUGGAGGAUAGUAUCAUCAAACCUUCUCAGUUGAUCAAAUUGGAAAAGAUUGGUAGUGGUGGAUUUAAAGAUGUCUUUGUAGGUAAACUGAGAGGAAGGAAGGUUGCGAUCUCAGAGUUCAGAGGACAUUUAUCAGAAAUGGAUAUUCGUGAACUCAAAUUACUCGCCGAGUUUAGUCAUCCCAAUAUUGUCCGAUUUCGUGGUAUAUGCAUUCCCGAGGAUUCGACUCAUGUACCAUGUAUGCUCGUUAGCGAAUUGUGCGAGAAUGGUGAUUUGUUUGACUACAUUCGAAACGUCCCUUGUCCAUCCCUGCGUCGAGUCCUCAACCUCAUGCUCGACAUAGCUCGAGGAUUGGAAUACCUUCACACCCGUAAACCAUCGAUCAUUCACAGAGAUUGUAAAUCCUCCAAUAUCCUCAUCAACCGAUCUGGUCAGGCCAAAGUGGGAGAUUUCGGAUUAGCACGUGUGAAGAAUUCCACUCGGUCAAUGAUCCGAAGUCUGGUGGGUACGGUCAAUUGGCAGGCACCCGAACUUUGGCAUCCCCAUCCUAGGUAUGAUUAUAAGGUGGAUGUGUUCAGUGCAGGGAUGGUAUAUUGGGAGAUGAUGAGUGGAUGGAUAGGGGAUAAGAAAUACCCUUGGGAAGGUCAUAACGAACAUUACAUAUAUGAUGUGGUAGGAGCGAAACAGAAACGACCGUCUGUAGCUGGAUUGAGAAAACAUUGGGGUGACGAACCUGUCAAUCUGAUGGAGAGGAUGUGGCAUCAAGAUCCUGCUGAGAGACCUACCAUGACUGAUGUGGUAGCUGAUUUGGAGAGUUUGAUCUCCGAGCUGAGAUAG
Kwoniella mangroviensis CBS 8507 is the source of this 3447-nucleotide messenger RNA. RefSeq lists its product as uncharacterized. Gene Ontology annotation, molecular function: protein kinase activity; ATP binding. The transcript is spliced from 11 exons. Gene Ontology annotation, biological process: signal transduction; protein phosphorylation. Gene Ontology annotation, cellular component: cytoplasm. The record is from RefSeq and is a predicted model, not a curated record. Lineage: Eukaryota; Fungi; Basidiomycota; Tremellomycetes; Tremellales; Cryptococcaceae. The coding region runs from base 1 to 3447 and encodes 1148 amino acids.